CUGAAUCAGUAAAGACUGUACUAAAUAAAAAAAUGUCGUCGAAUCAAAAUUUAAUAAAAUUUUCAACAUUAAUUAUUUUUAUAGGAGAAUAUUCUUUAAUAAUAAAUGGUUUACCACAAAAUCGUUAUAUAAAAACAAUAGAAUUAGAACCAAUAUGUACUGAUAAUGAAACUGGAAGAAAACUUUUAGUUGGUGAAUCAUUGAAUCGACAUGAUAAAUGUACAAGAAUUCAAUGUAUUGGUGAUGAAAAUUUAUGGCAAUAUGAAUGUAAUGUACCAAGUUUAAAUGGUGAUUGUGAACCAAUUGAUGGACCAAAACCAAAUGGUGUAUAUCCUGAUUGUUGUCCAAAAUAUCUUUGUAUAAAAAAACUUUCUGGUGAUAAUUAUGUUGAAAAAACAAUUUAUGAUCAUUAUGGUAAUUUAUUAAAGAAAACAACAACACAAAUAAUAUCAGUUAUUAAUGUUAUCAGUCGAACAAAUACAACAAAAUUAACAAAUGAUGCUGUACGUUGAUUACAGAACUUAUGAAUUAAAA
Molecule: messenger RNA, 534 nt
Organism: Condylostylus longicornis
Lineage: Eukaryota; Metazoa; Arthropoda; Insecta; Diptera; Dolichopodidae
Gene: Vago
Product: protein Vago
Exons: 3
Coding region: 33-512 (159 amino acids)
Source: RefSeq, a predicted model, not a curated record